GGGGGCGCCCGGCCCGCUUUUGUAUUUAAAGCCUCGCCGCGAGCGAGUCCGCAGUCGGGCUCAGCUUAUCCGUUCCCCGGGCUCCGGUGCCCGAGAAGCCGCCGCCGAGGAGCCAGGACUGCCGGCCGCGGGCGCCGCGCUCUUGUUCGCGCCCCCCGGACGCAGCUUCGCCAGCUCGGAGAGGCGAGGGGGAGGGGACGCGGCCGGGCAAGGAGGGCGGCGACGACGGACGAGGGCCAGGAAGCGGCGCGAUGCGAGAGUCGGCGACCGCGGCGCGGCGCUGAGCCCCGAGGAAGGAGCUGCCGCGGCCGCCCCGCGGAUCUGCAGCGCCGAGCAGAAUGCACCCGCAGCGCCGCGCGCUCCUGCAGCCCCGCCGCCGCCCCGCGGCCCGCAGCCCCCCGGGGCGGCAGUGAGCGCCUCCCGCCACCGCCUGGGGCCGAGCGGGCCCGUGCCUUUCCAGGAAGCCGCCGCCGCGCUCGAGCAGGAGCCCACUUCUGCCAGCAGCGGGGCAGCGGCCGGCGGCACGCAUGGAUUUAUGAAGACGCUCAUGCAAGAAGGGUGCAGGACUCGGGCAAACUUUUCCGCUGGCUCCGCGUCCGCCGCUCCCCUAGCCUCCGCUCCUCUCCCCUCCGCGCCCGGCGGCCGCCGCUGCCCGCGAUGGUCCCCGCGCUGCUGGGCGGCGGCGGCGGGGCCCGCGGGGGGACCGUGCCGGGCGCCUGGCUGUGCCUGAUGGCGCUGCUGCCGCUGUUGGGCUCGGCGCCGCGGGGCCCCGGGCUUGCGCACGGCCGCCGCCUCAUCUGCUGGCAGGCGCUGCUGCAGUGCCAGGGGGAGCCGGAGUGCAGCUACGCCUACAGCCAGUACGGCGAGGCGUGCGCUUCGGUGCUGGCGCAGCUCGGCGGGGGCGACGCGCCGGGAGCACCCGCCGCCUUCCCGUCGCGCUGGCGCUGCCCGAGCCACUGCAUCUCGGCGCUCAUUCAGCUCAACCACACGCGCCGCGGGCCCGCGCUGGAGGACUGUGACUGCGCGCAGGACGAGAACUGCAAGUCCACCAAGCGCGCCAUUGAACCGUGCCUGCCCCGGACGAGCGGCGACGCGGGCGGCCCGGGCGCGGGCGGAGUCAUGGGCUGCACCGAGGCCCGGCGGCGCUGCGACCGCGACAGCCGCUGCAGCCUGGCGCUGGGCCGCUACCUGAGCCACUGCGGUAAGGUCUUCAACGGGCUGCGCUGCACUGAGGAGUGCCGCGCGGUCAUCGAGGACAUGCUGGCCAUGCCCAAGGCGGCGCUGCUCAACGACUGCGUGUGCGACGGCCUGGAGCGGCCCAUCUGCGAGUCGGUCAAGGAGAACAUGGCCCGCCUGUGCUUCGGCGCCGAGCUGGGCACCGGCCCGGGCAGCAGCGGCUCGGACGGCGGCCUGGACGACUACUACGACGAGGAGUACGACGACGAGCAGCCGCGCUCCGGCGGCGCGGGCGCCGAGCAGCCUUCGGACGACGACGACAGUGGCGCGCGCCCGGGCGGCGGCGCUGCGGGUCCGGGAGGCCGCGGGGACCUGCCCUCGGGGCCCGGGCGCAGGAGCGGCAGCCGUGGCCACCGCGCGGCUCCCCAGCUUGCCUGGACUGCGCUCAGCUCCAUCUUGCUGCUGCUGCUCCGGCCUCUGUUCUAGUCGCGCCCUCGCCGGGCACCUGCGGCCUGGGACCGCGAGCGGAGGGCAGGGAUGCCUGGGCCUCGCCGCGCCGGGGCUCUUCCCUGUCGCUUCUCCCGAGCACGACUCCUUGGAGCUCCUCUCUGCCCCCACUGCAGGCUCCCGAAACUGCACCAGGCUGGGGCUGUGGGAAUCUAGCUGUAGAGCUCUGGACGCCCUGGAGGAAACGGCGUGGGGGCGGGGGGGGGGGGACCCAAAUCUGAAAAGUGCUGGCCGUCGGGUCCUAACACUUCUGAGGGACUGAGUUUAAAGCUGGGGUGGGAUGUGAAGGAGGAAUUAGACACAAAAGGGCUGUUGAUUAGCGUUUUUCUUGUGAGGGGAAAAAAUUGUGCUUGUGGCCAGUGAGGACGCACCAAUUGUAAGCAAAGAGAAAAUUCCCACGUAGCGAUUUAUUCGUGCACUCUUGGUAUCAACACGCAGAGUUCUCAGUGACGUUUGGUGGCAGGCAGUGACUGCCUUAGGAGGGACUCCUAAAUUAAUUCUGAUAACUUGGAGCCGUUGGCCUUAAUCUCAUUGCUACUAUUCUGAUAUCGUAGCACAUUUCUUAGGGUUAAGAGUCCAAACAUGCUGAUCUGCAGAGUUACUAUGGCAUUGAACAAUGCAGCUUUUUAUUUAAAAAGCUCUGCACCGCCAUCUAUGAUGUUUGUGUUGCUGUCAUUUUUGUUCUUUACAUCAAGAAACUGUAUGUUCACAUAUGCGGAGAACAUACUGCCUCUGCCCCUAUCAGGGUGCUGAACCCUGGUACAUCGUAUAUAAAGUGUAUUAAAACUGGGGUUUGUUACCAGUUGCUGUACUUUGUAUAUAUAAUUUUUAUAAAUUGUAUGCUUCAGAAAUAAUUUAUUUUUAAGAAGAAAUUAAAAGUUUUAAAUCCACAUCCAUGUUAAAUCUUUUUCCCCCAGAAAUGUAUAGAAUCCGCUUGUCACCAGGGAUCCAAAUCCAGAAUCCAUUUGGAAGUGUGGUCUAUUGAGAACAGCCUUAAAAUGUACAGUAUAUUUUAUAGAUUUGAAGUAACAUUCUUAUUUUCAAGAGAAUUUAUGGACACUGUAGAAAUGUAUAAAUGCAUUUUCAAACUGCCUUAAACAUUGUAUUUUUAUAGACCUCAUUUUUUAAAGUCCUAUGAUUUAAAUAACUAUGGCUCUGUGUACUUUUUGGUUAUUUGUUUUAUUAAAAUGUGUACAUCAGUAAAGAGAUUAUAAACAAUGA
Molecule: messenger RNA, 2904 nt
Organism: Heterocephalus glaber (naked mole-rat)
Lineage: Eukaryota; Metazoa; Chordata; Mammalia; Rodentia; Bathyergidae
Gene: Gas1
Product: growth arrest specific 1
Biological process (GO): regulation of cell cycle
Cellular component (GO): plasma membrane
Source: RefSeq, a predicted model, not a curated record